This is a messenger RNA of Verruconis gallopava, 2908 nucleotides long. RefSeq lists its product as uncharacterized. Bases 225 to 2813 code for a protein of 862 amino acids. The record is from RefSeq and is a predicted model, not a curated record. NCBI's taxonomy places the organism in Eukaryota, Fungi, Ascomycota, Dothideomycetes, Venturiales, Sympoventuriaceae. The transcript has a single exon. Gene Ontology annotation, biological process: cellular response to amino acid starvation; positive regulation of autophagy; TORC1 signaling. Gene Ontology annotation, cellular component: GATOR1 complex.
GCUUGAUCUACAAAGCGUUGGUUUUGCUCACUCCGUAGCAUAAUACCUCAUAAUAGUCACUUUUGUCACUCAAGCGUAUUGAGACCGAGAAUGUUUUACAAGAGCGGAGAUCCGGAACGGGCCGUUACCCACCAUCCUGGGCCAUAGCUGAGAACCUCAAAGCAUCCGGCUUCUGGAAGCUCAAAAGAGCUUCUAAAACACUGCACAAACAUGUGUCUCCGAAAAUGCGUCAUAAUUCCACCUCAAUCCCUCCGAACCCGAGCCUUGUAGCUAUCCUUCUCGUCACACGUUCGCGAACGGGCCCUCGCCUCGUCUUCCACUAUCCCGCCAUCCCCACUGCGAACACGUAUAGCACCAAGCGAGAUCCAAGUUGGUAUGGCACGCCGGGCACUGCAACUGAAGAUAGCGCCGCUAGCUCUGAUGACUGGGACUCAUCUUCCUCUGAGAGCACAGCUGCGGGAGACAGUGGCGAUGAUGACGACACCAGCUCGCGUGCAGGAAGUGGAACAGGCAGUCGCGGAAGCAAAGUGAGGAGCGGAAAGACAAAAUCGACAAGAGAUGGUUUAAGCGGCCAUGAGGUUGAUGAAGAGACUAUUGAGAGCAAUGAGCGUGGUGAUGGUGAUGGCAAUGCGAAGGAUGAUUUAAAAAAGAAGGAACAGUACGAGAUUGAGUGGGAGCGCCUGCUGGGCUUUUCGGCGGAUGGAUUGAGUCACCUCCUAAGCCCUUCCAAAGCCUUCAACAAAAGGAAAUUCGAGGUUGGGAUAGAGCAGUAUGUUUUCUUGGGCGCUCCAAUGUUUCAGCGUGAUGAUGGCUAUUGGAAGAAGCGCAAACGACACCGAAAGAAAGAAAGUGUGGACGUUACGAAUAGUCCACGCUCGACUGAGGUCGACAAAAGCGACCACAAAGACAUGCCUGGCGACGUUUCCAAUUUCGAACCCAAGUUAUCCACGUCAACGGAUGCGGAUCUCUUUCGGGUACCUGGCUUCGAUGCAGCUUAUGGCCACGGUUUGGUCUCCGGGGCAGCAUCUGAAUUCGAAUCAGAUACUAGGAGCACAUCAACAGCAGCAGAUGAAAGAGAAAUGAUCAUGUUCAAUAUCGUGUUUGUUAUGAACCCUUUGCCACAAGAACAUCAUCUGCGCAUCGACGAGAUGUACGAUUUCGUUGUCAAACGUUUUGCAAAGGUGUUGAAGGUUGAACAAGCCCAGAGCAAUUACGUUGCUGCAGAAUCGCGCGUGAUCAACGCAAUGAAAGAGAAGGGACGAGAAAACAAGGCUCCGAUCGCGACGCUGUGGCCGAAUAUUAUUGCUACCUCGUCGUUAGCAAGGUCAAUAUCCAUAAUAUUUGACACCAUAUCUGCGAACAAGAUUGCACAUAUCGAACUCAACGGCUUUGAUAUGUCCUUCCAAAUACCGCAAGCCAUUUCAACACCUUUUGCACCCACAGCAACUGAGCCACAAAUGCCAGGUCUUUGGUUGACCACAGCCACGCUGAUGGAUGAUGAGGAUCUCGAAUCCAGCUUGAGCCCUCAUGCUGCACUCCUUCUCCUCGAAGAUGAAGACACACUACUCAAGGAAGUAAUGAGCGACGGCAAGGAAUUGGGCGGCCCACUUUCGUUCUUCAUCCGUAAUUUAACACCCACUAAAUCACUGCUAAAGCUCUCGCAGCGUCACUCAAUGCCCCUCAAAGAUGUCCAGUUCCUAGCUCGGCACCUCAUCUACUGGCGACGUGCAAGAGCCAUACCUCCAUUACACUAUAGAGAUACCUAUGUAGUUUCUCCUAAUGCCGAUAUGCGAGCUCUCGCAGCUGCAGUACCAGCUUUCGCGGCGAGAUUCCCAACGUUACCUCCGCUCAUUAAAAUUUUGCAACUACUGUCUGGACCACCAAAGCAGUAUAGAAUGCUCAUGCCCAGUCCCGAUCACAGAACUGCUUAUAUGGAAAUCUUGGCUUGGCUCAUGCGAGGAGGUUGGGUUACUCAGCUGCGAACUUUUGCAUGGAUUCGUGUCUCGAGAGAGGUGAAAGCUGCAGUUGCUGCGAAGCAGAACCGAGAGUUCAGGAAUUCUAUUGUGACUAACCCUGUCAUUGAGAGUUUAUCGGAUGAAGGCAGAGACCACACGCACGCAAGAGAGAAUUCGCAGACAUCAAGCAUGUACUAUCCACAGAUACAACGGUCACCAGAAGGCCGUUCAGCUGCAGAAGCGGGGAAUUCGCAUACCUCGCCUCUUUUGUCGCCAUUCAGAUAUCCAGCCGGGCCACCCUCGGAUGCUGGAAGCACCAGUAGCUCUCGAACAGCUAUGCAAUCAAACGUUUCCGCAUUGUCACCUAUUCCACGGCCUGAAAGUCGCACGUUUCAUCGCCCAUCGCCGUUACAUAUUAAUCAAUCCGCCUCUCCGAGUUCAGCGGAAGAUACCCCCACGUCACCGGUGACCGCCCAUCGCGCAACCUCAUCACGUGGCGACGGUGAAAACAUGCAUACACUCGAAUCGGCAAUUACAAAGUCGGAAGAUCCUAAAGAUUAUGAGCCCAGUCUUGUUCAUUCACCUCAACGAGCAACGAACGAAGAGAGUGCGUGGAUUGAAUACAUCGGGGCGCAGGUUGCCGAGCUUUUCAAAAAUGAUUCCGCUACAGUGAACGGUGCAAGCCAGGAGCCAGGACCAGAACCUAAAGAUCUGUGGCCACAAUUGUUAAAGUAUUUCGACGGGCGAUACGCCUUGGAGGAAAUAAGUGCGAGAGAGGGUUUCAAGAAGAAAAAAGUGCGAGAGUUUUUGGGGCGUCUUGUCAGAGAAGGAAUAUUAAUUACUGUCAGGCAUUGGUAAAUGCUAAUGAUAUGACACAAAAUACCUAAUUGUUUAGAUUAGUUCUUCCAAUCUCUCCACAUAUUAAAUAUUGCGCAUGGUUCCUACGAAAUGAG